Molecule: messenger RNA, 1118 nt
Organism: Cornus florida
Lineage: Eukaryota; Viridiplantae; Streptophyta; Magnoliopsida; Cornales; Cornaceae
Product: NDR1/HIN1-like protein 3
Exons: 1
Coding region: 241-927 (228 amino acids)
Biological process (GO): defense response to other organism
Source: RefSeq, a predicted model, not a curated record
UUGAUUUUAAAUGUGUACACCAAUGACACGGCCACAGCCGUUCCGUGUCCUAUUCGCUUUAUUAUCACACCAUAUGUGGAAGGAAGGAAAAACCGUGUCCUAUUAUUAUUUAUUUCUCUCUCCAUACCAAUUCAACAUUAGUGUCCCAAUUCAGUACUCUCUAUAUAUACAUUCACCUCCUCCUACAACACCAAUCAUCUAACCUACAUCUAUCUUCCUCUCUCGAUCUAUAGAUCAGCCAUGCCCGAUUCGAAGCAACCCCACUUGAACGGAGCCUACUACGGGCCCUCUAUCCCACCACCCACCAAGACCUACCACCGCCCCGGCCGCGGCGGCCCUGGCUGCGGCAUCUGCAGCUGCCUGUGUAGCUGCCUGUGCAGCCUCAUAUUCCAAAUCCUGUGCACAAUCGUGCUCAUCAUCGGCGUCACCAUCUUCAUCGUCUGGCUCAUAUUCCGCCCCAACGAGGUGAAGUUCCAUGUGACAGACGCCACUCUGACCCAGUUCAACCACUCAACCACCGCCAACACCCUAUACUACAACCUCUCCCUCAACAUGACAGUCAGAAACCCAAACAAGCGGAUCGGCAUCUACUAUGACCGAAUCGAGGCGAGGGCUUAUUUUGAGGAUCAACGGUUUGGUACGGAGGAGUUGAGCAGGUUUUAUCAGGGUCACAAGAAGACGAACAAUUUGAAUACUGCGUUUCAAGGACAGACUAUGGUGGUGCUGGGAGAUUCUGAGCUUUCUAAGUAUAAUUCGCAGACGAGUUCGGGGAUAUAUAAUAUUGAUGUGAAGUUGUAUCUGAGGAUUAGGUUGAAGUUUGGCGUCUUCAAAACUCCCAAGUUUAAGCCCAAGAUUAAAUGUGAUUUGAAGGUUCCAUUGCUUUCUGCUGCUACUUUUCAGACUACCAAGUGUGACUUCGAUUGGUAGUUCACGGAUCCCUUCCAUUUCCAUUUCCAUUUCCGUUUCCAUGAUCCAUGGAUUUUUCUGGUUUUUAUUUUUUAUUUUUUUUCUUUUGGGUAUUUUGAUAUUUAUAUAUUAUUAUUAUUAUUUUAUGACCGUUGUUUCAUUCGAAACGUCACUCGUUGUGGUAAAUAAAUAAAGAAUUUAGUUCGCAUUCA